Cladocopium goreaui is the source of this 3858-nucleotide messenger RNA. The record is from the annotation of a GenBank genome assembly. NCBI's taxonomy places the organism in Eukaryota, Dinophyceae, Suessiales, Symbiodiniaceae.
AUGGCUAUGUCCAAGCGCGGAUCAAGGCCCAUGCUGGCUCGCCCUCCGUUACUUCGGCCCGGCACUGGCAUGUCGGUGAGAUCCAACGCAUCUGGUCAACGGCUUACACGGGCUUGGUCCCAUUCGGAUAUCUCCCAGCUCAAGAUCCUGGAAAGGAAUACUCGUCAGAUGCUGGAAAAGGCAACCAAUGCCAUGCGGCUGCCCUUUCUAGAAGAAGACUCGCUAAAGACCCUGUCUAUUCCGAUGAAGCCCCAUGAUUUCGCAGACUGCAAGAAGAAACAGAGAUCAACAGCUAUGCUUGACGUGGCUGGCUUUAGUUUGGAAUUGGACGCAGAGGGCGAGGAGCUGCCGCUGGAUCAAGCCAUUGACCGCCUGAAACUCAUGCAGGCUGCAGCUGACCCCAAGGCUGCACUAGGUCUCUCAGGCAUCCUUGGGGAGUUGCAGGCAGGAGUGUGCAACGUCCGCUUCUAUGCAGAUGGGAGCCUCGGUCGAUUCGUGACUUUGCAUGCAUUGCGAUUGCAGCGACAAGAGGAUAACCAAGUGUUGAUCCAGGUGGUGGUCCCUCCGAUGCCGGAGGAUGGCUUUGUGCCCUUCCGGCGACGUCGGAGCCGCCUGGAGUGCCCCGAUUCCAGUUGGGCGCCAAAGUGGCGGAAAGUGCUGGUGCCGCCUCCGGACAGUGACCUGGUGGUGGGUGCCGGGGGCUUGGAGAAAGGUGGCGAGCCACCCAACUUUGCCGAAUUCGAUCGGGUGGUGCGAGGCAUGUUGAAUCGGAUCAGCACUGAGAAUGCCCGGCUGAUUUUGCCGCUGGAACCGCAGCUGCGUGGCGCGGAGACGGGCGAUUGCGCGCCCUGGUGGGCGGCGCGCUGCGCCGCCUUGAUGCUGAAUCACUACAUCCAAGUGAUCCACACCAAUCGUUGUGCACGUGGAUUGGCCAUGCGAAGCGCUGACAACGUCUUGCCCGAGUACUUGGAUGCAGUGGCCCCGCUGUUGGCCCGAAGCCCUCGCUUGGUCCUCUCCUUGGUCGCUUGGAUGGCACGGCUGCUGAAAUGGUACGACCUUUGCUGGCCGACCACCCGCCUGGUGCUGCUGGCAGCCCGGGAACCACGGGAGAAGACGCAGCUCCCGGGCCAUUCCUUGGGACGUUUGCCGGCGGAAGUCAUCAAGGGUCGGAUUUUGACCUUUCUGCUGCCUCCAUUGCUUCCAACAUCUGCUUCCUCUCAAGACCUGGGUGUGCCAGCGGCUCUUUGCACAUGCUGGAGUGAUCCUGACGGUCAAAAAGAUGUGGUUGCAGUGCUGGCCCAUCUCCUGCUCUUCACUCCUGCCGUGGCUUUUCCUCGCUUGUCGGCCUGUGCCCUGGCCAUGGCAGAAGCCGCCUUGCGACAGCCCGGGGAGGAGAAGAUCUACCUGGCAGCCGCAGUGGUGGUGUCGGUGUCCCAACGCUUGCAGAAGUACAUGGUGGGCAACUCACCAUUGCUGAAAGCUGAGGAGGAGCAUUUGGCCCAGCUAGCCCUGCAACUGCAGCAUGUCCAGCAGGAUUUGGAGUGUGUCACGCACCUGGAACGUGACUUGUCACUGGCUGCAGCCAAUGCCAGAGACCAAGGAAAUUUGUCAUUCUUUGUCUACUCACGGGUUUUGGCAGCUUCUGAACACGUGAAUCGUGCCAAGGAGCAAUACAAGUGUGCUUGGUGCACAGCCAGUGCGCAAGACAGGUUCGACUACCAGCUUCGGAGUUUGGGAUGGAUGAUUUCCCGCGAGACGCACCAGCCAACGGACAUCUUCGGAGUUCGUGGAGGGAUUUUAGCCGACGGCAUCGGAUAUGGCAAGACCACCAUCACCCUGGCGUUGAUGGACCACCGCAGAUGUCAUGACCUUCCCUCCACCAAUGCAGCAGCUAAGCAGCUACUGCCUUCACGCGCCACACUCAUCAUGAUGCCACCCAAUCUUUGGCAACAAUGGCAGGAUGAAAUCAACAAGUUCUUGCCUUCCGGCUCCUUUCGAGUAAUUGCAGCAGCUGACGGCGGUCAGCUGCGGCGCUUUUCACUGGAGGCUUUGCAAAUGGCGGAUGUUGUCAUCGUGCCCUAUCCCAUUUUUCGUGGGAGAUCAUACGCAAAUUUGAAAUGGCGCUUAAAGCACUUCUAUUGGCACCGCAUCAUCGCGGACGAGUUUCACGAGUUGAUUGGUGCGGCAGUAGAUGGUCACCAUCCCUUCAACGAGGCCAAACAUCAGUUGACCCAACUGGAGGCAGAAAGCCGAUGGGGGUUGACUAGCACCCCACCAUUUCAAACUGUCGCGGAGAUCGCCGUGACCGCCACGUUUUUUCACCGCAAGAUCGAGCGGACCAAAGAUGCAUGCGUUCGAUUCAUCACGGAGAUGGUCCGGCAGAACAAGAACGCUGUAGUGCUUCCAGAUGUGGUGCAGCACAAGAUUGAGGUGCUACAAUCUCGACACGAACGUGCCCUCUACUUGCAGCACGAGAGGGACAAUAGGUACAGCCGCGGCAUUCCAAUCACCCUGUGGGAUUGUGCUUCGCUUCACAUGGAUGUGGAUCCUGAAAGAAGUAGCCCAGCUCGACAGAUGAAGUCGCCCGAAGAACUCUGCCUGGAGAUGUUGAAAAAAGAUCGGGAAGAGACGCAGCGCUAUGACGAUGAACUGUUUCAGCAUUGCGUGGCCAUUGAAGGUUAUGUUCGCCUCUAUUCCCAGCUGCUGGAAUACCUGGCCAUGUCUUCUCACGACCCACGACCUGGGAGAAAGCCGGCAUCUGAGAAACUCUACCGACAAUUGGGCCCGGGGCGCCACACCCUGGCUGACUUGGAGUUGCUCCACUGCAAGAUGCACGAGUGGCGUGCGUUGGGCGACGAUGCUUCCGGCAGCGAUGCACAGCGCGCCGCGCGGGCCACGCGGGUGAAAUGCAUGGCUGAAGCAGCAAAGCAGAAGACUUUGAUGCCGACUCGAGGCAGCAGCGAAAACUUGCAAAGAGAGAUCAAGAAGGAGUGUGAGAAAGAGCUGGCGUGUCUUCGAAACUUGGAACAGCACCUCCUCCGUGCGCUCCUCUUCGAGAGAUCUCUGGAAGACGUCUCUGAAUCCUUUACCUGUCCCAUUUGUUUUGAAGAGGUGCCGAUUCACGACUGCGGCAUUGCACCCUGUGCGCACAAAGCUUGCAUGAAAUGCUGGGGUGCUUGUCUAAAUCAAGACUGGAGAUGCCCUAUGUGCAGAAGUGAGGUCCUCAUCACUCGGGUGGUCUCCGUGGAAGUUCCGAAAGCGUUUUUACAGCAGAUGCCGGAUACACGGAGUAUCGUCCAAAAACUGGGACGACAUCACAACCGAAUCCAAGUCUCAAAGUACAGCGUCUACGGUUCCAAGCUGCAAAGCGUCGUGGAGAUCAUCCUGGGCAUCUGGGAUUCUGAGCCAGGCGCCAAGAUCCUGGUCUUCUGCCAGUCCGAAGAGCUCCGGAAGCGCGCGGACCAUGCCUUCGCCACCUUCGGCCUGGAGCACGUGACGCUGAAGGGCGAUGCCCUGGAGCGGGCUGCCUCCAUCCGACGUUUUACUGAGUCCGCCAAUGUGAUGCUGCUGUCCAUGGAGAUCUCCCCGAGCGGUUUAAAUCUCACGGUGGCGCACCAUGUGAUCCUUGCGCAGCCCACGGUCCGGGGGGAAUACGACGAAGCGGUGGACUUUGAAGAGCAAGCGAUCGGACGCUGCUGGCGGCAGGGUCAAAAGUCGGUGGUCCACGUGUGGCGACUCUGUAUGCUUGGCACGGUUGAGGAGGAGAUGGUGGACAAACACAUGUCGCUAUGGACAGAGCGGCAACUUCGUUGCGGCGCGCGGCCUCAAGCAGUGAAUCACUCUGCGCGAUCUGAAUGA